Messenger RNA from Aphanomyces astaci, 543 nucleotides. RefSeq lists its product as hypothetical. Bases 1 to 543 code for a protein of 180 amino acids. The transcript is spliced from 3 exons. Lineage: Eukaryota; Oomycota; Saprolegniomycetes; Saprolegniales; Verrucalvaceae. The record is from RefSeq and is a predicted model, not a curated record.
AUGCAAGGCGAGCGGUUGAACGUCGAGUUCCCGGACUCCUCUCGAUGUCAAGUGGCAACCAAGUUGACCAUCUCGACUGAAAAAGCGGGAAGCACCGCAAUAAGACGCGCAACCUCAAGCAACAUUGCAACGUCAGCGCUCAGAGUUGCGGAUUAUAUUCGCGACCAAAACAUCGUGCUUGGACCGCUCCAAACGGAUUAUACGGGGGUCGUUGCUGCCCGUUUGCCCGUGACUGCCCCCGUCGAAAUCCCGUCGAAUGCAACAAUGGACCAGCUUGGCCACAUUGACAGCAUGCUCGCCCAGCACGCUGCCGCCCGUCACCGCGAAAGUUUCUCCCAGUCAACCGACACGUACCGCAGGGUGCGUAUGCACCUUAGCACGAUGGCCAGCUCCCCUGUAGACAUUUUCCUCGCGGUAGAAGACCUGCGUGGCAUUCUGGGAAUUCCCCCGUUCGACUUGACACCAAUAUUUAGGGCGCCAGUAGUGGGAGAUAAUCCGGUGGCCAGCGUCAAUGUUGAGGCCAGUGAUCACAUUAAUGAAUAA